Dicentrarchus labrax (European seabass) is the source of this 6565-nucleotide messenger RNA. It is a transcript of the gene evplb, whose product is annotated as envoplakin b. Gene Ontology annotation, molecular function: cadherin binding; structural molecule activity. NCBI's taxonomy places the organism in Eukaryota, Metazoa, Chordata, Actinopteri, Moronidae. The record is from RefSeq and is a predicted model, not a curated record. Gene Ontology annotation, biological process: wound healing; intermediate filament cytoskeleton organization. Gene Ontology annotation, cellular component: membrane; cytoskeleton; cytoplasm.
GUGGGGGGGAGACGCCACAAGACACAAGAAGGAGUGAGAGGGAAGAGGAGAGAGUGAGUUGGAAGGAACACACUUGGACUCAGAUUACAGAAACAGGCCUGAACGGUCUCCCAAGAUGUCGAAGAAAAAGGAAUACAGUCCUGUAAAGAUCAGCAAGAGUCAGGCCAAUGACCUGGCGGUGCUGAUUUCUCGCAUGCAGAAUAAUGCAGACCAAGUAGAGAAGAAUAUUCUGCAGGCAGAGGAGCUGCUGGCUGUGGACACAGAGCGUUAUGGGAAGAAUCAGCCUCUGCUCCACCAGAAGGAGAACUCAGACAACCUGGCAGAGGCUGAGGUGCUGCUGAAAAAACUAUUCAUGGACGUGGACAAGUCCAAGAAGUUGCAGCACCCACAGGCUCCUGAGAUAGAGAAAGAUGUGAGCAAUCUGCACGAUCGCUGGGCAAAGGACUGUGCCGUCUACAGGGAACUGUACAACCAGGUGCAAGGGUUGGGGCCGACACAAAAGAUCGACUGGGGUCCCCUGCUGGAUGAAAAACUGAAACAGUUAAAUACAGAGGCAUACGGCCCCAACCUGGCCGACGUAGAGAAGCAGAUUGCAGCACAUAACAUUCUGCACCAGGCGAUCGAGUCCUACAGCACCCAGCUAAGCCCGGGUUCCACCACGUCACAGGAGCAGUACGCCGCCCUCAAAGAGAAAUAUGCUCAUCUGCUUGACAGCUCCCAGAGGAGACGCAGCCACCUGGCCUCUCUGUACGAGUACAUGCAGAGCUGCAGUAAGGAGCUGGUCUACCUUUCCGGCCAGCAGGAGAGGGUCCUGCAGAGAGACUGGAGUGAUCGCAUGGCCGACCCCCGAGGCGUCCGCAUGGAGUAUGAGAAAUUCAAAAAUAAUGGACUGCUAGCACACGAGACUGAGAUCAACAAGCUGCAGGAGGAAGGAGAUCGUCUUGUUGAAAAGAAACACCCUGGCAGCCCAACAAUAAAGGCGCACAGAGAUGCCGUGCAGGCCGAGUGGCAGGCCUUCCUCAACUUGUGUCUAGCACAGGAAAUACACCUGGACAACAUUGAAGACUACAAAAAGUUCCAGCUGGAUGCAGAGACGUUGUCCGAGUCCCUGGAGAGACUCAAUUCCACUCUGGACCCAAAGUCUCUGGCCAACAAGAGCAACCAUGAGGUCCUGCUGGCACUGGAGGGAGAUGAACCAGCAGUAAAGAGGAAUGAGCAGCGCCUGGCUGCCCUCAGGGAGCUCAGCAGCAGCAUUGUGCCUCUCGAGUUACGCCGAACCCGGCCCACCAAACCCACCACUGCAAUGUCCCUGUGUGACUGGGCAGAUGAAGGGGAUGCAGUGAGACGGGGUGAGACGCUGAACCUCAAGUCCAACUCUGAUAAUAAGAACUGGGAGUUUGAAAGCAGCAGUGGGAAGACCAGAACCCUGCCGGGGGCCUGUUUCAUAAUCCCACCACCUGACGCUGAGGCCCUCGAGAAAGUAAACAGUCUGGACAGAGCGCUGAGCGGCUUGAAGAGCCGUAGAUCUGCACUCAUGUCCUCUUUGAAGAACCCCACAGUGGAGGUGGUUCGCCCUCAGAAGGCAGUCGCUGUACAAAGUGCUCCUGAGGAUCCUAAAGCUGCAGAGCUAGCCAGUGAGAUCGACAGGAUCAACAGAGCCCUGGAUCAGAGCGAAAAACAAAUCCUGAGUCGACUUAGAGCCCCGCUAGACAAUCGCAACCCCACAGAAGACCUGGCGAAAAGGCUGCAAGAGCACGAGAAAUCUGCCCUGACUGUAAGAAAACUGGAGUCUGAGAAGUCUGCGGUCCAGAGGGAGAUGGAGCCUGUUCUGGCCAAGAAACCCCUGGGACCCACUGCCUCCACCCUGCCCCCCAAACUCACUGCUGCCACCAACAAGAUUGAUGACAUCAAUGGCCUUAUCGAUCUUUAUAAUAAAAAAGCUACAGCCUCCAUGUUCCUGGAGAAGCAGCUGCAGAAGGUGGACGGCAUUGUCUCUGGGUUUGAGGAGCAGCUAGCUAAAGAUGGCGUCAUUCUUGAUAAACCAAGUGCCCUCCAGAGUCGGAACCAGCAGCUGCAGGCUAUGCGUAAGGAUGUCGCCUCAAAAAAGGGUGAGUUGGAGCAAUUAGGCAGAGACUUGGACUUCACAGAGCAAGCAUGCAGCCCCCUGCAGCAGAGUUACAGUGAAUACUGUCCUGACAUCCGCCGACAGGAGAAUGAGGUGAAAAAGCUGCAGAAUCGUUACACGACUGUGAAAAAUCAGAUCCAGGAACGGUCGGCUCUCGUACAAGAUGCAACCAGUAGAAAUCAAGAUUUCCAGAAUUCUGUUCAGUCACUGGAUUUCUUCUUGGUCAAUUUGCCCAAUAAUUCGAUCAAACCUACUGACAAUGUUGCACAGAUAACAGCCAAGGAGAACUCUCAAAAGAGAGUAAUGGAGGAUAUCAAGAAGAAAUCAGGUGAUUUAGACCGUGUCAAGUUUCUGUCCCGUGAUCUGCAUAGUGUCUUAAAUGAGUACGAGAUUAAGUCAUACACUUACCGUGGCACUCUAAAUGAUGACGAUGAUGGCGAUGAUGAUGUUGAUGUUGAUGAACCGAUCCCAACGAAACAAACUUCUACGAUGGCUCAGGCUGUACAGAGAAAGGAGAAAAAUCUACUGAACCUUUUCUCUGAGGUGUCUGCAGAAAACAACCAGCUGAUCAGCCAGUUGGGGACAGCUAAGAACAUAAUGGCCAGGAAUGAAGAGAAAGUUAGUCAGGUAGUCGUCAGUCAGCAGCUGCAGCUACAGAGCCAGAAGAAGGACCUGGAGGAGAGUGGUAGCCUGAAAAAUGAAUUAACUGAGGAGGUUGCCAGGCGCUUACAUGCUGAAAAAGACCUGGAAACAUACCGUAAGAGGUUUGUGUCAUUGAAGAAUAGGAGAGGAGUGGAGAGGUUGGAAGAGAAGGAGGUUGUGCAAUACUACCGUGACCCCAAGCUGGAGGUGGAACUACAGUCCCUGAAAAGUCGGAUCCAGGAUGAAACAUAUAACAGGUCAAGAACCCAUUCAGAGAUAGAAAUCUUAAAUGAGAAGAUUAUCAAACUGGAGACACAGCUGACCAAAGUCGAACCUAAACUGGUUACCAAGGUACUGACUGAAUAUGAGAGAGACCCGCAACUUGACAAAGAAGCCACCAAGAUUAGAGAUGAGAUGCAUCGGAUACGACUGGAGCUCCAAACGAGAGAUUCUGAGGCAGUUCAUGUGAAAACUGAACUCACGGUUCUAGCUCAGCAAAAACCCAAAAUAAGGGAGAAGGUUGUCAAGAAGGAAGUGGUGAGGCUGGAAAAGGAUCCAGAAAUGCUGAAAGCUGUUCUCAUGUUCCAGAAUGAUAUUGCAGCAGAGGAAUCUCAUUGCAAGUCGCUCAACGAUAGCAUUUUUAGCUUAAGGAGCCAGAUAAACACACUGGAGAGGGUCAUUCCGACAAUCCAACCCAAGAUAGUCUCCAAGGUGGUGAAGCAAGUACAGCAAGAUCCAGAAACGCUUGAAGAGUCGAAGAAACUACGAAUUGCCUUGGAAGAGGAGAAAGAUGAGAAUGUUAUCUUGAUGAAAGACCUGACCACCUUUCAGCUACGUUACGGUGAAUUGGAGAAGCUCAGGCCUAAAGUCGAGGUCAAGGAGGUCAUCAAUGAGAUCUACCGAGUUGAUCCUGAGACAGAACUCGAACUGGUGCGUCUGAGAAAAGAGCUGCAGGAAUCGAGCCGCAACCGCACAGACCUGGAGAGAGAAAUCAACACAGUGAUAACGACUCUGACUACCCUGCGUGCUCAGAAACCCAAAGUGGAGUACAAGGAGGUGACUCAGGAGGUGAUCAAAGAAGAGAAAAGCCCAGAGGUCAUUAGGGAAUUACAAAGGCUAAGCAACCAAGUUUCCCGUCUGCAAGUCAACUAUGACACCACCCUCGAGCUGCUGACCCGCCUACGUAAAGAAAGAGAUGAGUUGAAAGCUGAAAAAUCCAAAGUGGAGACCAAGCUAGUCAAUAAAGAGCUCAUCAAAUAUGAGAAUGAUCCUCUUCUUGAGAAAGAGGCUGACAGACUUCGAAGGAAUGUAAGAGAAGAGAUUCAACAACGCCGCAGUGUGGAGGAGUGUCUCUUUGACCUCCAAAACCAAUACAUUGUCCUCGAAAGGCAGAAACCAGAGGAGAAGAUUGUAAUGCAGGAAGUGGUGCGUCUUCAGAAGGACCCCAAGCAGAUGCUGGAGCAUGAAAAGUUGAACAAGAAUCUGGAUGAGGAAUUGAAAGCCCGUAGAAAGCUUGAAUUAGAGGUCCGACAGCUUAGAGCCCAUGUUCAAGAUAAAGAGAGUACCCUGGCUCAGAUGGAUGAUCGUCAGAAGAAGAUUCAAGUAGAGUCAGAGCUCAGGCAGAUCAAAUCUCGCAUUCAUGAACUUGAAAAUUCUCAUCCGCCCGUUGAGGAAAAGAUUGUCAUUGAGGAGGUCCUGAAAGUGGAGAGAGACCCUAAGCUGGAAAAACUAACUGAUGGUAUACGUGACAACUUGGAGACUGAGGGCACCAAUAUCAGUCGUCUAGAGAGAGAAAUCCGCAACCUGAAGCUCAAGUUGGAAAUUCUGCAAAAGGAGAAGUCAGUUGAGAAGGUUGUUUACAGAGAAGUUGUUCGCGUAGAGAAAGACCCAGCUGAUGAGGCUGAAAGGGAACAUCUAAGAGAGCUAGUAACGCAGGAGAGAAAUCUCAGGCGUGAUCAGGAGGAUAACAUUCAGAACAUCAACAUCAAAAUGACCCAUCUGCAGACAUCGAAGUCUGUGACUUCUCAGGAGGAGACUGCUCUCAUCACCAACAGGGAUUCUCUGCACAGAGAGAAGGAGGAUCUCCUCAGACAGCUCAAAAUGCUCGAGUCUGAAAGACAGAACAUCAGUAUAACCUUCCAGCAGCAGUCCAAGCUGGUGAGUGAGAGAAACCUGAUUGCACGGCAGAGGAGUCUUAAAACAUCCUCUGAAGUGCAACGGCUGGAGAAAGAAAUCCUGAGUGAAAAAGACAAAAUACACCAGAGAGAAACAUUGAUCACUGAGUUGCUGAACACCAUUAAGAAAGAUGACCAGUCUGAAACUCACACCAGAGAGACAAAUCUUUCUACGAAGAUCACCAUCAUGGAUCCAGAAACCGGUAAAGACAUGUCUCCCUAUGAUGCCUACGUGCAGGGGCUAAUUGAUCGCAACCAUUACAUUCACCUGUCACAGUUGGAGUGUGACUGGGAGGAAAUCACAUCAACAGGUCCAGAUGGAGAUACAACAAUUCUGCAGGAUCGCAAAAGUGGGAAGCAGUACUCAGUCAAGGAUGCUCUGAGGGAGGGGCGCUUGACCCAGUAUGACGUGAUGCGUUACAAGGAAGGGAAAAUGAACAUCACGGAGUUUGCCCUCCUUGUUGUAGGGGAAAGACAAAUGCCUGACAUACCUCAAAUAACAGCCCCAAGAUCACCCACCAAACCCAUGCCAGCCUCUCCUUUGAAAACCAUGCCAUCCUCCCUAAGGUCCUCCUACCCCAGCCUCAACACUCGCCAUAGUGGCAGUUUGAACAACCUCAGUGCCUCAGCGGACAGUUUGAACAACCUCAGUGCCUCAGCGGGCAGUUUGAACAACCUCAGUGCCUCAGCGGGUGAUGAGCAUUUCCCCAUCUCCGGUAUUUUUGACACCACCACUCAAAGCCGCAUGUCUGUGAGAAGCGCCCUGACCCGCAAACUCAUUGAUACUGACACAGCUCUGAAGCUGCUGGAGGCACAAGCAGCCUCUGGUGGAAUUGUUGAUCUUGCCAAGAAGGACAAAGUGUCUGUCCACAAGGCAGCUGAACAUGGUUUAAUUGACACGGGUCACAUGUACAAGCUUCUGAAUGCCCAGAAGGCCUUCACUGGAGUCGAGGAUCCAGUGACCAAAGAGCGGCUCGCAGUGGGACAAGCCGCACAGAAAGGGUAUAUUCCCAAAGAAAAUGCCAGGAGGUACAUGGAGGCGCAGUACCUGACUGGUGGGUUGGUGGAUCCCUCUAAAGCCGGCCGCCUCACUGUCCAAGAAGCUCUCGCUGCCAAUCUGAUUGACAGCACAACUGCUGAUCAUCUGCAAAAUGAGGCUUCCCUCACAAAAGAGUUGGUAGACCCCGUCACUAAAGAAAAGAUCACAUACAAGCAGGCAAUGGAUCGCUGUCAGAAAGACAUCAGCACGGGGCUCCUGCUGCUUCCUGCAGCCUCCACUGAUGCCUCAAAUGCCCCAUCAUACUCAAACUAUCGGUUUAAUUCCCCCUACAACAAUGUUUAUAUGUGAAGAUGUACCAUGUUUUAUCUGCUUGAGCCACUUGGUGGUAAAGGGUGUAUGAUAAUUAAGAGUAAUGCUAACUGAUAAAACUGAUAAAAUCGACAAUGUACAUGUUCAUACAUUCAGUCAAAAAACUACACUUUUGGUGAAACUGUAGGCUACAUGUGGAUCUGUUUCUUCAGUGCUAAUUUUGGGUCUGCUGUAAAAAUGAGGGUAAUGUUUGUUUUAUAUGGUAAAUUGUUUUUUCAGCGUGUUUCAAGUGUUUAUUAAACUCUGCAAACCUCA